CUCUCUCUCUCUCUCUCUCUCUCUUCUCUUCCAAGCUCAAACCACCCACAGAGAGAGUUGCUGAGAUUAUGAAGCUCAUUUGGUCCCCAGAAACAGCUUCCAAAGCUUACUUAGACACUGUCAAAUCAUGUGAGCAAUUUAGAGAAUCUGGUGUUGCCGAGCUGCUCUCUGCCAUGGCGGCCGGCUGGAACGCAAAGCUAAUAGUGGAAGCGUGGUCCUACGGUGAUCCGAUCGCCACCAGCCUCGGCCUGGCCACGGCUGCCCGCCACACGUGCGGACGUCACGUGUGCAUAGUUCCGGACGAACGUUCGAGGGUGGAGUACCUUAAGGCCAUGCGUAACGCACCGGUGCUGCCCGAGGUGGUGGUUGGAGAGUCCGAGGUGGCGACGGCGGGAGUUGAUUUCUUGGUGGUUGACUGUAGCCGGAGGGAGUUCGCUAGGGUUUUAAGGACAGCCAAGGUUAGCCCUAGAGGAGCUGUUUUUGCAUGCAAGAAUGCUUGGCAGAGAAACGUUAAGGGUUUCAGAUGGCAUGGUGUAGUGGAGAGGGGGACUCGUGUGGUGAGGUCGGUGUUUUUGCCGGUGGGGAAAGGGUUGGAUAUUGCUCAUAUAGGGUACGGCGGCGGAACUGUGGGGCCGAUAAGUACAAUUAGGAAGGGUCCUGGCCGUUGGAUCAAGCAUAUUGAUCACCGGUCCGGCGAGGAGCACUUGUUCCGGGAGUGAGAAGUUUCCGAUGAUCAGUGAUCUCAGGACUUAUCAGAGGGUCUGAAUUAGAUGUGUAAUAUAGGGGUGAAGUAGAAUGCGGAAGUAAAUUGCUUAGUGCUUGAAAAAUAAAUAAAUCUACAAGCAGCUACCAGUUUGCUCUUUCUGUUGGUUUUCACACAAUCACACUGUUAUGAUUGGAUCCCAAUGAA
This is a messenger RNA of Fragaria vesca subsp. vesca, 910 nucleotides long. RefSeq lists its product as uncharacterized. NCBI's taxonomy places the organism in Eukaryota, Viridiplantae, Streptophyta, Magnoliopsida, Rosales, Rosaceae. The transcript is spliced from 2 exons. The record is from RefSeq and is a predicted model, not a curated record. The coding region runs from base 69 to 719 and encodes 216 amino acids.